Molecule: messenger RNA, 420 nt
Organism: Haemonchus placei
Lineage: Eukaryota; Metazoa; Nematoda; Chromadorea; Rhabditida; Trichostrongylidae
Source: the annotation of a GenBank genome assembly
AUGAUUAGCUGGCACAAAGAGGAGGCAUAGACCUCCAAGAGUGCACAACUGGUGAGGAGGUGGUACCUUUUGCCGUUGCACCGGAACCGAUUAAAUUUAGUGCAAAGAUCUCAGUGAAGGGCACGGAAGGACUAACCGGAACUAAAGUCCGGAUCCGAAAUCCCUAAUGAUACCCAUAUCAGAAGAAUGAAAGUCAGGAUGGCGUUUGGGGAUGGUCGCCGUCGUGCAGUUGUCGGGACCACUGGAGUAAAUCCCUUGAAUGGGAAAGCCGGAAGUCGAAUCGAAUCAAUCGUAAUUAUAAUAGAUGAAUGGACAGAGCUCAAGCAUCAUUACGGCGAAGGCGACGAAGGCAGAGAUGUGGGAGAGUUGUUUUUUGUGUUCAAGAGGUUGGACGACUGCAAUAUGCAGGGGGAUGAGUGA